AUGCAUUAUAUCCGCCUUAUGAGGCCACCGAGCCUCGAUAAGCAACAGAAGCUGAAGCUUGUCCUCACCAUAACGACGGAUCUGGGUGACUCGUUCCUCUGUCCAGAUGAUCCUGUGCCUAUCUCGGUGUACAUCACUGGGAGGCCCGUUGCAGGUACCGACGAAGACCAAAACGAAACAUUUUGCCUCACUCCCAGGACAGCCGGCAAAAGCGGUACUCUCUGGAAAGCGGGCAUGAGGAUCCUAAAGCUGGAGCUGCCAGUGCCUGACAAAGCUUUCAAGAGCAUCAAAAAAGCAUCGUCACAGAUAAGGCCAGUGCCCGCCAUUUGCAUUGUCGCCUCACACAACCUUGAGGACCCACCCAAGGCUGCAGACAUCCCGUUCGAUGCAGAAGGCCGGAUUAUAGCCCUUGAAUCUGGGUUUCCCUACCCUUCAGAUGGGCAGCAGACCUUCGAGUCUUUGAGGCGAUUCGCACUUGCCGAAGGGGGCUUUUUGCGCGUGGACGAAAGGAUUGGUGAGAGCAUUGACCGUCACGUUUGGGAUGCCGGUGUAGUCACCACUGGUGUGCUUUUGAACCUGUGCCAGGACGGGGGCUCGGAACACACGUGGGACACGACGCCACUGCUGAAAGAGCUCCUAUGCAAUGUAACACCUAAGUGCUCUCUCAACGUUAUUGAGCUGGGUUGCGGUGUUGGGAUCCUGGGCGUAGGGCUGGCGGCUGCUCUGUACCGGCGCAUGUCUUCGUCAUGGGACCCUGAAGAUUUUACACAGUCACCCAGCAGUAUUCUCCUGACUGACCUGACCGACGCCGAGGAAGUGGCAGUGCGGAAUAUUGCCGAUGAGAAGCUGGCUAGGGAGCCUGUCCUCUCAGGGAAGUCGAGUGUAGAGACAGCUUUCGAGAGCCUCGACUGGGACGAGGGAAAGACGGGCGUGUUUGGCCCAAAGGCGAAGGCGUCGAGCUGGGACCUCAUCAUCAUCAGCGACUGCACGUACAACGUAGACAUGCUAUCUGCGCUGGUGAAGACUAUCUCUGAGCUGCACAAGCUCUCGAUGGACCGGGACAGCAAGAGCUCCAGAGUCAUGCUGGCAACUAAGCCACGGCAUUCAUCCGAGAAGGCACUGUUUGGCCUGAUGGAUGAGGACGGCUGGAGGAUACUGGAGAGUGCCAGCCAACCGUUACCUGUGCUCGGCUUGGAGGAGCAGACGGUUGAGAUCUAUCUGUUCGGGAAGGACUCUGCGCAGCCGUCUGAUGGCCGAGCACCUACACCGUCUGCAUCCAAGCGCAGGAAGCUGCGAUGA
Messenger RNA from Diaporthe citri, 1299 nucleotides. RefSeq lists its product as uncharacterized. Lineage: Eukaryota; Fungi; Ascomycota; Sordariomycetes; Diaporthales; Diaporthaceae. The coding region runs from base 1 to 1299 and encodes 432 amino acids. The record is from RefSeq and is a predicted model, not a curated record. The transcript has a single exon.